Neoarthrinium moseri is the source of this 576-nucleotide messenger RNA. RefSeq lists its product as uncharacterized. The transcript is spliced from 3 exons. The record is from RefSeq and is a predicted model, not a curated record. Lineage: Eukaryota; Fungi; Ascomycota; Sordariomycetes; Amphisphaeriales; Apiosporaceae. Bases 1 to 576 code for a protein of 191 amino acids.
AUGCUCGCACUUCUUGUACAUUUUCUGUUGCCUCUGGUAACCUGCCGGCCGACGCCUCCCGGCCAAGGCACUCCUUCCUCGUCGUUGACGCCACCCCCCGACGGCCACACUUGGUUAAACCUGGCACAAAUUAAUCUCAAGAAUUGGGAGCUCACCGGAACCAAAUUGGACUGCAGAAGGGAAACAACCGACGAACUCUACAGCUGCGAGUACUCUUUCCAUUGGAAUGACCCUAACUAUAACGACUCAUCGGAUUGCUCCAACUACUUCAGCUGGGAUGGUGUCACCGUCGAGCAAGGCUCCAAGAACAACUUUAACACCGAGGCAACCAGAUGCGAUGGAUCGCUACUGCCCUGGGACUUCAAGUUCAAUGUGGUACGAUCGGUAGAAUCCGCCUGGAGCUACAGCAUGACUAUCUCUAGACAGCGCAAGGAUCCGAAGCUCUUUGGGCCCUGGCCAACAACGUACUUCGGAUACCCUAAUAUCACAAUGGAUCGCGACAUGGACGACCAGAAGACCAAAGUCUAUUCUCAUGACGAGAUCAUAUACGUGACCAUACAGGGGCUGUCUCAAUGA